GAUCCCACCUGGACUCUAUCUGAAGAGAAUCAAGCCGCCCAUCAUGGCCUCCAGCAUCUCAGUGAGAAGUUACUCCAUGAACCGCCAGCCCUCCUUCUCCAGCCGCUCCCUGAUGGACACCAGCCGGGCUCGCUCUCGGGCUUCCGUGUCCUUCGCCGCCGCCAUCCCGCUGUCCCGUUCGUCCUCCAUCGGCCAGGACCUGAACGGGCCGAUGAGCCUGCAGCUCAACGGGCUGCACGGUAACAGCACCAACGAGAAGGAGGCCAUGCAGAGCCUCAACAGCCGCCUGGCCAACUACCUGGACAAGGUGCGAACGCUGGAGCGCUCCAACGCCGACCUGGAGGCCAAAAUCAAGCAGCUGAUGCUCGACCGCAUUCCCAAAGGUCACGACCUGGACUCCAUGAUGGCCCAGGCUCACGCUGUGGAGCAGGAGGUGAGAAAGAGGACCUUGGAAAACGCUCGCCUCAUGCUGGAGAUCGAUAACGCGAAGCUGGCAGCGGAUGACUUCAGAAUCAAGUGGGAGACCGAGCUGGUGAUGUGUCAGUCGGUGGAACGAGACUGUGUUGCUCUGAAAAAGGCCAAAACCGACCACGAGCAGAUCAUCGCCUCUCUGAGGGGGGAUCUGGACAGUCUGAAGGAAGAACUUUACUUCCUGAAGAAAAACCAUGAGGAGGAACUGGAGCAGAUGAAGUCUCGCAUUGCCAGAGACGAGGUGAACGUGGAGGUGGACUCCGCCAGCGGACCAGAGCUGGGAACCAUUCUGUCCGACCUGCGCUCCCAGUAUGAGGGGAUCGUCAAGAAGAACAAGGAGCAGGCGGAGCUGUGGUACCGAAAGAAGCUGGAGACGGUGCAGAACGAGGUGAAGGAGAGCAACGAGGCCCUGAGAGGAGCUCAGGGAGAGCUGACCGAGAGGCAACGCUUCCUGCAGACGCUGGAGGUGGAGCUGGAGAGUCUGCACAAACAGAUAGCAGCUCUGGAAGGCAACCUGGGCGAGACGGGCCAGAAGUAUUCAGGCGAGAUGGAGCGGCUGCAGGCCAACCUGAGCCAGCUGGAGGACGACCUCUCGCAGCUCCGGCUGGACAUGCAGCGCACCAAGACCGACUACGAGCAGCUCCUCCGCAUCAAGCAGAACCUGGAGAUGGAGAUUGCCACCUACAGGCGCCUGCUGGAGGGAGAGGAAACACUGAAAGAAGUUCCUCCUCCACCAAAAAAGGAGCCCGAUGUUCGCACCAGGAAGAUCGUGAAGGUGGUGACCCAGACGAUGGUCAACGGCAAGGUGGUGGAUGAGUCCAGCGAGGUGGAGCAGAUUGAAGAGACCAAGAAAUAGAAAAAAAAAAAGAAGGGAUGGGGGGGAUUAAAUAAACUGGAACAUAACGUAGAAGAAAAAUGACAGUGUUUUACAAAACUAAAGGAGACAGAGAAAAAAAUAAAGUCAGUUUAGCGUGAGAAUGUUGAAAUGUGGAGAUUUGUUCACUUUUUUUUUUUGCAAAGGCUGUUUUGGGGGCAUUACUUGACCAUGAAUGUGUUUUCAGAGAAUGUUUCCUAAUGUUAGCUUGAUUCUUGGUUCUGGAGAAGCUUAACUACUGCUGUAGCUACACAUGUGUUGAUGAAUUUUUAGAUAGAUGUGUGUGUAAGAGGACCUAACUAACCGCUAUCUAUAGCUUCAUACUGCUUCACUAACAACAGGUCAAGUAGUUAAACAAGAUAUUUAUUUCCUAGUGUGGUAAAGUUUACUUUAGUAAAAUUUAGUACAAACUUGAUGUCUUUUACAAGAAUAACAUUUAAUUGACUUUGCUGUUUU
This is a messenger RNA of Stegastes partitus (bicolor damselfish), 1801 nucleotides long. Its product is annotated as keratin, type I cytoskeletal 18. The record is from RefSeq and is a predicted model, not a curated record. Bases 44 to 1327 code for a protein of 427 amino acids. Lineage: Eukaryota; Metazoa; Chordata; Actinopteri; Pomacentridae. The transcript is spliced from 10 exons. Gene Ontology annotation, molecular function: structural molecule activity. Gene Ontology annotation, cellular component: cytoskeleton.